AUGGUGUCUUCCCAUGCUUCUGAGCUGGUGAAGAGGAGGUGGGAAACAAAACUGAAGCAAAUUGAAGAACGGGCUUCCCUGUAUGAGAGGAAACCUUUGUCUUCUGUGUAUAAACCUAGGUUAUCCAAGCUAGAAGAACCAGCCUCUAUUUGGAAGCUAUUUCAUCGGCAAACGCAAGCUUUUCAUUUUGCUAAAACCUGUAAAGAGGAUGUUCAUGUGUUUGCUUUGGAGUACAAAGUGGGAGAUGGAAAGCGUAUUUACCUCGUAACAACCUAUGUUCAAUUUUGGUUUUACUAUAAAUCCCGCAAAACCCUCUUGCACUGCUAUGAAGUUAUUCCUGAAAAUUCUGUGUGUAAGCUUUAUUUCGAUUUGGAAUUCAGCAAACCUGCCAAUCCAGGAGCUGAUGGGCAGAAGAUGGUUGCAUUACUCAUUGAGCAUGUUUGCAAAGCACUUAAAGAAUUAUACCAUGUUGAAUGUUCAUCUGAAGAUGUUUUCAAUUUGGAUUCCAGCAGUGAUAAGAAAUUUAGCCGCCAUUUAGUAUUUCAACUCCAUGAUGUGGCAUUUAAGGAUAAUAUUCAUGUUGGCAAUUUUGUGAGAAAAAUUUUACAGCCAGCUUUUAGAUUAAUUGCCAGUGAAGGUGAUGAUAUGAUUCAAGAAACAACACACCAUGAAUGUUCCCAUAUUUCUGAAGCAUUGAUAGAACCAGGACCUUCUCUCAGUACAACAACUACAGAAAAGGAGAGAGAGGAGACCUGGACAUUGAACCCAGAGAAGUUGGAGAGGCUGGGUGCAACUGAGGAAGGCAGUCCUGACCUCUCAUUUUUAGUUGUAAAGAAUGACACAGGAGAAAAACAUCUUUUUGUAGAUCUAGGAGUUUAUACAAGAAAUAGAAACUUUCGGCUGUAUAAGUCAUCAAAAAUAGGAAAACACAUAGCUUUGGAGGUUGCUAAAGAUAACAGAUUUUCUCCUAAACAAUCAGAGAGUAUUUGUGAAGAAAAUCAGUAUUUCCUCUCUUCUUUGGUCAGCAAUGUCAGAUAUUCAGAUACUUUACGAAUUCUUACAUGUGACUCACCUCAGAAUACACAAAGACAAGUUGAAUAUUUUAACCAUAAUGGCACUUCAGCAGACACCAUGGAAGGUUUUCAGUGUUCUCCUUACCCUGAAAUUGAUCAUUUUGUUCUUUCUUUGGUGAAUAAAUAUGGCAUCCAAGGAGGAAUUAGACGUUGGAGCUACUUCUUCCCUGAAGAAUUACUGGUUUAUGACAUUUCUAAAUAUCGCUGGUGCGAAAAUGUCGGAAGAGCACACAAAAGUAAUAAUAUUAUGAUUCUGAUUGAUCUGAAAAAUGAAGUUUGGUAUCAAAAAUGUCACGACCCUGUAUGUAAAGCAGAAAACUUCAAAUCCAACUGUUUCCCAUUACCUCCUGAAGUGAGUCUCCUGUACCUUUUCAAGGACGAAGAGGAAUUUACAACAGAUGAAACAAAGAACAAUGAAACUAAGAAUCUUCACAAACCAUCAUCUGAUACGUUGUCAAGAGGUGUAUCUCCCAGUGAUAACUGGGAUGAGGACAUUGAUGAUGCUUAUUUUUUAGAAGCUACUGAAGAUGCUGAAUUGGCUGAUGCUGCAGAGAGUUUUCUCAGUGACAGCAAUGGAGCAGAUGAAAUUCCUGACGAGCUAAUUGUACAAGUAUUACAGUAG
Molecule: messenger RNA, 1695 nt
Organism: Elephantulus edwardii (Cape elephant shrew)
Lineage: Eukaryota; Metazoa; Chordata; Mammalia; Macroscelidea; Macroscelididae
Gene: PRIMPOL
Product: primase and polymerase (DNA-directed)
Exons: 12
Coding region: 1-1695 (564 amino acids)
Biological process (GO): mitochondrial DNA replication; DNA replication, synthesis of primer; response to UV
Cellular component (GO): mitochondrial matrix; nucleus
Molecular function (GO): chromatin binding; DNA-directed DNA polymerase activity
Source: RefSeq, a predicted model, not a curated record